Molecule: messenger RNA, 2223 nt
Organism: Nerophis lumbriciformis (worm pipefish)
Lineage: Eukaryota; Metazoa; Chordata; Actinopteri; Syngnathiformes; Syngnathidae
Source: RefSeq, a predicted model, not a curated record
AUGGCCCCUGUGGUCCUCGGCUCUUUUGCAGCGGCGGACUACGUGGUGUUCGCCUGCACGCUGGCUGUGUCCGCCGCCAUCGGGGUGUACUACGCCUGGGCGGACAGGGGCCUGAGGAGUUCGCAGGACUUCUUGACUGGCGGACGGAGGCUCACGGCUCUUCCCGUCUCCUUGUCGCUGACUGCCAGCUUCAUGUCGGCCGUCACCGUGCUCUCCAACCCGGCAGAGGUGUACCGCUAUGGAGGCAGUAUCGCCUUCUAUGGUCUGUCGUACCUAAUGACUAUGAUGCUGACGUCUGAGGUGUUCCUCCCGGUCUUCUACCGGCUGGCCAUCACCAGCACCUAUGAAUAUUUGGAACUACGUUUUAACAGAGCCACUCGCCUGCUUGGGACUCUUCUCUUCAUUGUGCAGACCGUUCUCUACACAGGGAUAGUCAUCUACACCCCAGCUCUGGCUCUAAACCAAGUGACCGGUAUGGACCUUUGGAGCGCCGUCAUUUCCACUGGUGUGGUCUGCACCUUUUACUGCACAAUGGGCGGGCUGAAGGCAGUGGUGUGGACAGAUGUGUUCCAGCUUGGAGUGAUGCUUGCAGGCUUUCUGUCCGUCAUCAUCAGGUCUGUCAUCCUCAAAGGUGGAGUCGGCUCCAUCCUUGAAGAUUCCCAACAGGGAGGGAGGCUCAACCUUUGGGACUUUGACCCAAACCCACUGAGGAGACACACUUUCUGGACGGUAGCCUUUGGCGGGACAUUUGUCUGGGUCAGCAUCUACGGGAUAAAUCAGGCUCAGGUCCAGCGAUACAUCUCUUGCAAGAGCCUCACCCAGGCCCGACUGGCACUGUUCAUCAACCUGAUAGGCCUGUGGUGCGUCUUGCUGUCCUCAGUCCUGGCAGGGAUGUGUCUCUAUUCUCUGUACAGGACCUGUGACCCGUGGACCUCUGGCAUGGUGUCUGCUCCAGACCAGUUGAUGCCAUAUUUGGUGAUGGACAUCUUGGGAGACUAUCCUGGUCUUCCAGGACUGUUUGUUGCAGCAGCUUACAGCGGAUCACUGAGCACAGUGUCUUCCAGCAUCAAUGCGCUGGCUGCAGUGACAGUGGAGGACCUGAUUAAACCGCACAUGCAGAUGUCAGACAGGCGGCUGGCUUGGACUUCAAAGGCCCUGAGCUUUUUAUUCGGCCUUGUAUGCAUGGGAAUGGCAGGACUGGCUUCACUCAUGGGUGGAAUAUUGCAGGCCACCAUCAGCAUCUUUGGCAUCAUCGGCGGUCCUUUACUCGGACUCUUCUCUCUGGGCCUCCUCUGUCCUGUCGCCAACUCCAAAGGAGCUUUGUCGGGUCUGGCGGCGGGCCUGGUUUUGUCUCUGUGGGUGGGCAUCGGCGCCCAGAUAUACCCACCGUCUCCCGAGAUGAGCCGCCCCCUGCCGCUCACCACCCACGGCUGCAAUGUCACCACCUUGGACGGCUUCAACUGGACCUCCACUGGCCCGCCUGCUCACACCAGCCCUAUGGCCGCCUCCCCCGGCGACAGAAGGAACCUGCUGGCAGAUAGCUGGUACUCCGUGUCUUACCUUUACUUCAGCCCCAUUGGAACCUUGACCACCAUCCUGGUGGGCCUUCUAGUCAGCCUUUGCACAGGAGGUUGGAAGCACAAAGUGGAAUCAAGGCUGAUCUUCAUGAAAAGAGACACUUGUCUCUUCUCCAUAUUGAAGCGUGUCGCAGGAAGCUGUAAUCUUCAGCAAGACAACGAGAAGGACCAUGGCAACAUUAACCCUGCAUUCUGCCACGUUGAUCUGGACUUGACGCGAUGCAAGAUGUCUGCAUCGUAAAAGUUGCGUGCUACCAUCCAUCCUUUAAAGUGCUACCAUCCAUCCUUUAAAGUGCUACCAUCCAUCCUUUUAAAGUGCUAUUAACCAAUGUCACAUUGGGUUUAAUAACGUGUUCAUUCAAAGUAACAUAUUGUUUUAUAUUGUAAACUUGCAAUUGCUGGAUUAUUGGACCAAUGUGUUACCACCGUGUUACUAUAUUCAAACACAGUGUUACUGUUCAAACCGUGUAAUGUUACAGUGGCCAAAAAUAUGAAUUAUUCUUAUUAAUCGGGCUGUGAAUCUUUGGCCACCACACCAUUCUGUCAUGUCUGUGUAAUCAUGUUUUGUUUUAAGUCAUGUUUUGUUUAGCUAUAGGACUCUUUAGUUUCUGUCUUUUCACUCCCUUGUCUUGUUUCCAUGAUUACC